Messenger RNA from Dracunculus medinensis (Guinea worm), 1788 nucleotides. NCBI's taxonomy places the organism in Eukaryota, Metazoa, Nematoda, Chromadorea, Rhabditida, Dracunculidae. The record is from the annotation of a GenBank genome assembly.
AUGAUGGCUUCAUUAUUCUAUGAGGCGAUUGAUGCAAUACGUGAUAAUAAUAUUACACAUCUUGAAAAAUUAUUAAAACAAAAUUCUGCUUUAAUCGAAGAGAGAAUAAAUAAACGAUCUCUUUUACUGUUUGCUAUUCUCCACGAUCGACUUCGUGCAUGUCGUCUUUUAACCAGAAAUGGGGCAGGUUUCAUGGAUAAAGAUGAAAAUGGAACAACAAUCUUUCACUGGGCAGUGAUCGCGGAUGCUAGAAAAUGUAUUAAAUACAUCCUUGGUUUACCACUUCCUAUCGAUCAGUCAUCAUUGAUAGUCCUCAAGAAUAAUCAUCAAAUAACUCCUAUCCACAUGGCUGCACGAUAUGGUCGCUCCAAACUUCUUAAAACCCUUCUUACGACAAUUGCCGAUCACGAAAAUUUCUACCUAUUUGUUAAUGAUUGUAUAGGUCAAUCGCCUUUGCAUUAUGCUGCUUCAUACGGUCAUGAAGAGUGUUGUGAGAUACUUCUAGAUGAUCGCUUAGGUCUACCUAUAGAUCAAAAGGACAAAUUCGGUCAUACACCAUUUAUGUGUGCCGCAGCUAGUUCAUCUCUUGGAGCUGAUAAGAUAGCUCGAUUAUUGGGAAAUCGGAAAAAAUUUUCUGCGACGGCUCGUGAUAAUUCCGGUCGAAGCGCUUUACAUUACGCAGUAAUCACUCAUGAUAUCACCUUUAUUGAUGUUAUAUUGGACGAACUAAUGUGUCCAGCCGAGAUUUUCGACAAUGAUGCUAGAACACCAUUACAUUAUGCAGCACUCCAGGGUAAGCUUAAUGUUGUUAAAAGGUUAUUGAAAGGCAAGGCUCGUAAUGCAACAAGAGAUUGUUAUGGUGUAUCACCAGCACAUUACGCUGCACAAAGGGGGUAUAUUGAUGUUGUUGAUUGCAUACUCAAAUCUGCUGGAGGUGUGGAACAAUUCGAUAGUGAUGGUCGAUCAUGUUUCAUGUGGGCAGUAAUUGCUGAUGAAGAAGAAAUGGUGAACCAUUUUCUUUCGCUAUUUUCACCAGAUCGAUCCCAUCACGACAAAUAUGGUUAUACAGCAUUACACCAUGCAGCUCAUGUAGGUAGCGUUCGUCUAGUCAAAUUACUUGUGAAAGAAGGUUGGGAUAUUCACGAUGUGGAUGUCGUUGGAUCGACACCACUACAUUUGGCUGCAGGCAACGGUCAUACAGCUGUAACACGUCUGUUAAUUAUGAUCGGUGCUAAUGGCGAGCAAACAGACAGACAAGGACGUACUCCUAUAUUUUAUGCUUGUUUGGGUGGUCAGGCCCAUACUUUGAAGGUGAUGUUGAAUGAACUUAAUUGUAAAGCUGAACAUACCGAUAAACUUGGUCGAACGGCUCUGCACUGUGCUGCAUUUGCUGGAUUUGCCGCAUGCAUUGAAGUUUUGCUGGAAGAAACGGACUGUCCAGUCUAUCAAGAAGACAUUGACCAAUUAACUGCUUUGCAUAUAGCUUGCGAAAGAGGAAAACUUGAUUGUGUCAAACUUCUGGUAAAAUAUGGUGCAGCUGUAAACACUUUAUCGAUGGUUGAAGAUUGGACGCCAUUGAGUUGUGCGCAAAUCAAUGGCCAUCAACAGAUUGCUGAUUAUCUGAUGCGUAAUGGUGGGCUUUUUCCCAAUCAACUAAGAAAUCUCGCGGCGAUAAUUAUUCAAAAAUGGUGGAGAUGUUUUAAAAAAAAAUCUGAACAUGCCGAACAGUCAUGCAAAUUUUUGAAUACAUUUAAAAAAGAUUUUUUAAAACCAACGAAAUAUUUAUAA